AUGCAGCUCUCGUUCCUGUCCGUUCCCUCCCAGUGUGCCUCUCCAGCUCUCGUCCCCCCUGCUGGGGGGAACAGGAGGUCCGGUCCCCCCCGACCUCCUGUUCCCCCCGGCUUCCCUCCCUCACGUGCUAGCAGGGCGUGCGAGAGCCUGGUGGGGGGAGGCGAGGAGGGCGAGGUGGAGGGUGAGAAAACCAACGCGCCUCUUGCUCCUUUACCUUUCCUUGUGCUUCCUGUCCGUCUCUCUUCCCCUCCUUGUCCCCCUCUCCUUUCCCUGCCUCUUUGUGCUCCCCUCUCCCUGGGGCAAGCAGGGCGUGCGAGAACCUGGUGGGGGGCGGGGAGGAGGAGGACGAGGGCGUGCGAGAACCUGGUGGGAGGAGGUGAGGAGGACGAAGUGGAGGCAUUCAUGCAGCAUCGGGUUCAGGUGGGUGGCGUAGCAUGCGAGCAGAGCAGCACUCCUGUGCCUCUUAUGGAACGAGGUGCAGGUGGAGAAGAGCAACGUGCUGCUGAUGGGACCCACCGGAUAUUCCAUCCUCUGCUGCACACGCACUGCCCCAUGCGUGCAGGCAAGACGCUGCUGGCCAAGACUCUGGCUCGGUUUGUCAACGUGCCGUUCGCCAUUGCUGAUGCCACCACUCUCACCCAGGCGGGGUAUGUGGGCGAGGAUGUGGAGAUGAUUCUCUAUAAGCUGCUGCAGAGCGCCAACUUCAGUGUGUCAGCAGCGCAGCAGGGCAUCGUGUAUAUCGAUGAAAUUGACAAGCUCACCAAGAAGGUAGGCUUGCGACUAGCAGCACUAGCAGCACUGGCACUAGGUGAUGGGCACUUGGUGAUGCACCCCCCCACUAAAGCAGCAGCGCAGCAGGGCAUCGUGUAUAUCGACGAGAUUGACAAGCUCACCAAGAAGGUGGGCUCGCUAGCAGCACUAGCGGCACGGGCACUAGCAACGCAGCAGGGCAUCGUGUAUAUUGAUGAGAUCGACAAGCUCACUGAAAAGGCGGAGGGCAUAACGAGCACAAGGGACGUGUCAGGAGAGGGCGUGCUGGAGUACCUUCUAAUCAGAGGCGGAGGGCAUCACGAGCACAAGAGACGUGCGGAGGGCAUCACGAGCACAAGGGACGUGUCAGGGGAGGGCGUGCAGCAGGCGUUGUUGAGAAUGCUGGAGGGCGCCGUGAGUAAAGAAGGGGAGAGGGGGGGGGGGGGGGGGGGGAGGGGGAGGUUAUGGGGGUAUGUGAGCAGAGGUUUGGAGGAGGCGAGAUGGCAGGGACGUGUCAGGGGAGGGCGUGCAGCAGGCGUUGUUGAGAAUGCUGGAGGGCGCUGUGAGAGGGGGAAGGUGGUGGGCUGCGUGUCAAAGGGGGGCGUGCAGCAGGCCUUGUUGAGAAUGCUGGAGGACGCUGUGAUUAAUGUGCCGGAGAAGACAGGGAGGAAGAACCCAAGAGGCGAGUUCAUACAGCUGGACACACAGAACAUUCUCUUCAUCUGUGGAGGGGCGUUUGUGGAUCUUGAGAAGACGAUUGCAGAGAGGAAGCGCAAGUCAUCCAUCGGCUUCGGAGCGCCCGUGCGAGCAUCUCUGCGCAACCGAUCGGUGCUUGACGCCCGCACUGCCGGCUCGCUGCUGCAAUCGGCAGAGAGCACGGACCUGAUAGCCUAUGGGCUCAUUCCCGAGUUUGUGGGGCGGUUCCCGGUGCUCGUGGGGCUGCAUGCUCUCACAGAGGAGCAGCUCGUGCAGGUAAUGACUGGUGCAGGUAGGUGCAGUGCAGGUGGCAACUGGGUAGCAAUCGGUGCUCGUGGGGCUGGAUGCGCUCACAGAGGAGCAACUCGUGCAGGUAGAUUCAAGUGGCCACCAGUGUUCAUGGGGCUGCAUGGGCUCACAGAGGAGCACCCGGUGCAGGUGGCAACUGGUGCAGGUGGCAACCGGUGCAGGUGGCAACCGGUGCAGGUGGCAACCGGCGCGCUUGCACAUGACGAAGGGCGCAGUGAGGGCCAUAGCGCGCAGGGCAGCAGCGCGCAACACGGGGGCCAGGGGGCUGCGAUCGCUGCUGGAGGGGCUGCUCACCGAGGCUAUCACUCUAGUGGAGGAAUUGGUGUCGGACAGGCAUCAGAGGGGCAAGAGGGGGGCGAGAGGAUAACCCGCUCUCUGCUUUCUUCCCCCUUCUCGUCCCAGCACACCUGGCUCCUAGCUCAGUUGACUUUUGAGUCGACUCACGAGUCCCCUUCUCCUCAGUUGACUUUUGAGUCGACUCACAAGUCCCCUUCUCGUCCCAGCACACCCGGCUCCCAGCUCCCUGGUAGAGGCAGUCGUGUUGGACGAGGCAUCGGUGGGGCACGCGGGGGAGGAGGGCGAGGAGGGGCCAACCUGCACCCCGUCCCAAGCUCUCUGGUGGAGGCAGUGGUGUUGGACGAAGCGUCAGUGGGGCACGAGGGGGAGGAGGGGGAGGACGGUGUGCCGGGGUCAUCUGUCUACUACCCCUUCUAUUGUGGUGGACUGGGGGAUGUCACCGUGCUAGAGCGUGCUGCUAGGAAUCAUGGGCCGACGAAAACGGAUCACCGAGGCGCAGCGGGUAACCAGCCGGCGAAAUUAGAUCUUGCGAUCCCGGCGAAAUUAGAUAGUGCGAUCCCAGCGAUUCUCCCGUGGCACGUGCUGCUCGUUCUCUUCGUCACCGUGCAGGCCUACUCGCUCCGCACGCUAGUCGUGUAUCCGCCGUCCAUUUUCUCCGCAUCCGACGGUUACCAGCAGCACCAACAGCAGCAGCAGCAGCAGCCGCAGCAACAGCAGCAUCAGGAGCGCGAAUGGUCGGAGCGCGCCGAGCCCGUUUCCGCGGCGGAGCAGGCGAAACUGGGAUUGGAAGGUCCUCCGAACGGGGAGGCGGGGAGGAGCGACGGUGGAUCAGAGCGGAGCGAUGCGAUGGGGUUGCGGGGAAGGUGGGGAAGGGUGGGGAGGAUGGGGAGGAUGGGGAAAGGUGGGGAGGAUGGGAAGGGUGGGGAGGGUGGGGAGGGAGUGGAAGGUGGGGAGGGUGGGAAAUGUACGCUGCUCUCACUCCCUUCCCUUCCACCCGUUCUCCAUGUACACCUCCUCUCAGACCCCGGGCAGAAAAAAAAGAAGGGAGUCACAACAGCAGAGGACGUCGAGUUCUUUCUGCGCCGCCGCUUCCCCUCCUGCAAGCUGGAAUACAUCGGCGGGCAGCCCGGGCAGGCGAAAGAAAAAGGCGAGGGAAUCGUGUGGCCCGUAUGUUCUGACCACCUGCGGCCAAGAGGAGUCGUGUACUCGUUUGGAGUGGGCCCGAACCUUCUGUUUGAAGGCGAAAUGACCUUGAGAGGACAGCAGGUGUUUGUGUUCGACCCUUUCGUCAACGACACCGCCUUUGCCUCCAUGCUGCAACCCAUCAAGGGCCUCUCCCCCCGCCGCUCCCCCCAGUUCCGCCCCUUUGCCCUCGGGCCUCGAGACGGGGUCGCCCUCUUCCACCCCAUUCCCACUUCCUCCUCUUCCUCCUCCCCCUCAUUCUCUGCAUCUUCUGCUGCU
Closterium sp. Naga37s-1 is the source of this 3513-nucleotide messenger RNA. Lineage: Eukaryota; Viridiplantae; Streptophyta; Zygnematophyceae; Desmidiales; Closteriaceae. The record is from the annotation of a GenBank genome assembly.